Leishmania braziliensis MHOM/BR/75/M2904 is the source of this 1905-nucleotide messenger RNA. RefSeq lists its product as hypothetical. The coding region runs from base 1 to 1905 and encodes 634 amino acids. Lineage: Eukaryota; Euglenozoa; Kinetoplastea; Trypanosomatida; Trypanosomatidae. The record is from RefSeq and is a predicted model, not a curated record. The transcript has a single exon.
AUGAUGCGCCAUUUCCGCGUCUCUGCUGCGACGCAGCCGCAGUGCACAGCUCGUACCAAGAUGACGGGUUUCAAUCUCUUCACGCAGAGCAUGCAAAAAGAGAAGAAAGUGCUCAAGGCGAAGUCGCUAAAGGGGGGCUAUGGCAACAUGCGAAUCAUGGCAACGCUGUGGGGGAAGCUGCCGGCUGUUCGGCGUGAAAUGUACAAUUCGCAGGCAUUGCAGCGUGCUGUACUCAUGACUGGAGAUCCAGAAAAAAAGCACAACAAGUUUAACUUGCUUAUGCGACUCUUUGGCAGCAAUAAGGUCCUGCUGAAAGCCGGCGACGAGAGUUUCACCGCGCUCAUGGCAAAGUCGACGAUGCACGCGAUGAGUAACAAGGAUACUAGGCAACUGCAGGAAAAACUGAAGGUGAAGAAGUUCUCUACGAGCACAGAACGGCCACACGUGAACGUGGCAUCCACCUUCAAGCGUUUUGUUAGUCCCAACAUGUUGCUCUUCAACUCAUUCACAGAAAUGCAGCGCUCCGUUACACCAACGCGCAAGAGCGCCUUUACGGCAGUAGCGCAGCUGCGUUCCUUUUCUAACAUCACCAUAUCCGGGGAGAAGCUCGUAAUGCAUCGCUACAGCUCCCUCCCCCCAGAGCUGCGGAACUUGUUCGCCCCCAUCUCGGAUAUUGAGGCGCCCUUCUUUGAAUUGUUCUGCGCCAGCCGGUGCGCCGGCUUCAACCGGAAGCGCUUUGAAAUCAUACGACUGUUUGCGUCGUUUCGCGGUAUCAAGGUCGAUCUCGGCAGCAACGCAGUGCAGGAUCAGCUCUUUCGCUCCCUCGUCAACACGGAUCGCUCACGUGAUGGCAUCUACUUCAGAGUUCACCGCAGUCUCGAGCGACUAGAGAUGCUGCGUAGUUCUGAUUGCGGCUUCUUCAUUGCGAAGCGGUUACUCCAGUCGAUCAAGAUGAACCGCGCAGCGUACAGUCUUGACAGCGGCUUGGACGACGUCAGCGUCGCAACCCUACUUGCGGAGACACGGAGUGGCCAAUCCGUAUACGACGAUGUCCUUACCCGGGCCGCUAUUCUGCGCACAAAUGAAAAAAACAAACAGCUGUCUGUGUACAACGUGGCGCAGAUGAUGCAGACAGAGACGCUAUGCAACAAGCAGACACGCGUGGAGAGGGUGAAGAAGGUCAAGGUCACUCCAGAGCUCAGCCCCUCCAAGCCGGUGCUCAAGUUGAAGGCAGCUCGAGCGCCUUUGAAGAAGAAACUAGCGUCGAAGACGAAGCCUCAACUGGCACAAACGAUGCCGAUCGUCACCAAGGAGGUCGCGACAAAGGCGAAACCGGAGGCUUCUCCUAAGAGAAACGCUGCACCUCCAAUGAAGCGUCAGCUCGUCACCAAGCGAACUGCAAGCGUUUCCCGCGCCAAAACGAAGAGGGUUCCUGCUACACGCCGAGUCCACGUGAAGGUAGGUGCUGCCCGCAAGGCAGUCGCAGCGGCAAGCAAGAAGGCGCUAAAGAAGGUUGCCACCACUCCGCAGGCGACAGCCGCCACAGACGAAGACGACGACCUCUUCGCCGAGGACGUCAUAACGGAGAAUGAAGGGAGCGAUGUCGACCCCGACUUUGUCGACAAGUUCGCUGAUGCCACGGCCGCGCCAGUCACGCAGCCCACGGCGCCAGCAAAGCAGAGACACAAGGAAACCAAGCGUCUUGCAGUGCGCAGUCACCUUCUUGCGCCCGAGUCGAUGCUCCCUGCAGCGGCACGGUCUCAGAAGGUGAUUACAGCGCACACCUCCACGUGUAGAAAAGCACCACGGCCGGUGUCCACCUCCCACUCGUUACCCUUCACUCCUACACGACGCAAGGUAGGUUUCGCCGAUAAUAUCCGUGCUCAGCUGGCCAGUUUUUUGUAG